AUUACAUUAGCUACCAUGACGUGCUAUUUAGGAACAGAAUCAUCUAAAUGUGACAGAAAGCUAUUGACAGUUACCUACGUCCAACAGCCAGAAGAAAAAGAUGGCCCCUGUAAGUACAGCCAAGUGGUGGGGGAUGAAGGUAUGGAGAUGAUCCCUAGAUGGGCCUGGCAGGCACCUCCCAUACCAGAGACUCCAGUACUACCAACCCCUGCAACUCUGGUGCGCAUAACAAUAACAGGUGGCCAACCUUGCAAAACAUUCGACAAAUGCUGCAAGGCACUCAAGAAGAUCAGAACUGUGACGAAGAGGCAGAAAGGGAUCGACGAUGUUCCUUUCAAUUUUAUGAUUGGAGCCGAUGGUCGAGUCUACGAAGGAAGGGGGUGGACGUUAGAACCCCAUAGAGACAGGUUAUUCGCUCCAGAGCUCAUGGGAAAUUAUUUGGAGUUUGCAUUCAUUGGAAAAUACGACAGCAAACACAAGGAGCCGUGGGCCUGUCGUGGUACAGCAAGUAUGCUGCUAAGAUAUGGAGUAAAGAUGGGCUUCAUACACCCAGAAUACCACGCUGAAUAUGACUACCAAGACAAGGUGUUCGACUACUUCAGAAAGCCAAGAAAGCUCAAUAGAUGGUUUAGACCUCACACGACAAGAUAAAAACACGACAUUUAAACUUAAAAUUUAAAUACUAUUUUAUUUCAAAGCCAUCCAGCGAGUUGGAAGAAAAAGACAUUCUCUAAGAAUAUACAAACCUUCAAAUAUGUACCUGCAAGUUAUUGUUUUAAGAAAGGGUGGUUGUGGGGGUUUUGCUUUAUACAUGUUUAUUAAAAACAAUUGAAGAAAUA
Molecule: messenger RNA, 839 nt
Organism: Macrosteles quadrilineatus (aster leafhopper)
Lineage: Eukaryota; Metazoa; Arthropoda; Insecta; Hemiptera; Cicadellidae
Product: peptidoglycan recognition protein 1-like
Exons: 5
Coding region: 16-651 (211 amino acids)
Biological process (GO): peptidoglycan catabolic process
Molecular function (GO): N-acetylmuramoyl-L-alanine amidase activity; zinc ion binding
Source: RefSeq, a predicted model, not a curated record